Cynoglossus semilaevis (tongue sole) is the source of this 2573-nucleotide messenger RNA. It is a transcript of the gene klhl27, whose product is annotated as intracisternal A particle-promoted polypeptide. The record is from RefSeq and is a predicted model, not a curated record. Bases 188 to 1999 code for a protein of 603 amino acids. The transcript is spliced from 10 exons. Gene Ontology annotation, molecular function: actin binding. NCBI's taxonomy places the organism in Eukaryota, Metazoa, Chordata, Actinopteri, Pleuronectiformes, Cynoglossidae.
CGGAAGCUCCAAGGCUAGUGUAGUCGAUUUCAGAGCAGAGGAUUGACAGGUUCAGCUGGAUGACGGAAGUUGUUCUGCAUCCUUCUCAUCCGUAAACUUAUGGGUAAGCCAUAGGCUGAGACUCCCUAAGGAUGAGGAGUUGAAGAAUAACUGGACUCCAUGGGAACACAGUACUGCCUCUGCUGUUAUGUCCUCCAUCUGUGUUUCAACAUCCACGGGUUUUAGUGGUGGUGGAAGUGAUGCCGUAGCGACCAUGGCAUUGCAGGCAUCAGAACAGGUCCUUUUGGCGUCUGACCGCUAUGCCAGGCUCAUUCUGGCACAGAUGAACAAAAUGCGGCACCGCACCGACUUCUGUGACGUGCGUCUGAACGUCGGCGGCCAAAUGUUCACGGUUCACAGGCUGGUGCUCGCGGCAAGCAGCCCCUAUUUCUCUGCUUUGUUUUCUGGUGGGAUGAGGGAAGCGGAUAAAGAAGAGGUGCAGAUCAUGGGCGUGGAGACUGAAGUCUUUGAAGUGCUGCUCGACUUUAUAUACACAGGUUUGAUUAUAGUAACAGUUGAAAAUGUUCAGGAGCUCAUGAUUGCUGCUGACAUGCUGCAGCUGAACGAGGUGGUGUCUGUCUGCGGGGAGUUCCUCAAGGGCCACAUGGACCCGUCCAACUGUGUGGGCAUCUUCCAGUUCUUGGAGCAGAUCGCCUGCUUGGACAUGCUGGAGUUCACUGAGAAUUACAUACACGUCCACUUUCUUGAGGUUUGCGUUACUGAAGAGUUUAGGGGCCUCUCCAAGGAUCAGUUGGUCAAACUGCUACGAAGUGAAGAGCUCAGAAUCGAGGACGAGUAUCAGGUCUUCACUGCAGCCAUGGACUGGGUUCUCCAUGAUGUACCAAAGAGGAAGAAAAAUGUUGUGGAAGUGCUGGAACCGGUCCGCUUUCCUCUUCUAUCCCCACAGAGACUUUUUAAAUACAUAGAAGGCAUUACCGACUUUAGCCUGCGGGUGGCACUGCAAACGCUGCUCAAGGAAUACACGGAAGUCACCAAGUGUCCCAAGGAAAACAAAGUGUUCAGUCAACUACAACCUGCAAAGAUGAGACCCAGAAGAAAAGCCAGGAAAUACCUCUAUGCUAUAGGAGGUUAUACUCGAUUACAAGGGGGCCGUUGGAGUGACAGUCGGGCUCUGAGCUGCGUAGAACGCUUUGACACCUUCAACCAGUACUGGACGACAGUAUCGUCUUUGCACCAGGCCCGCAGUGGUGUCGGGGUAGCUGUCUUGGAGGGUAUGAUAUACGUAGUCGGAGGGGAGAAAGACUCCAUGAUAUUUGACUGCACGGAGAGAUACGACCCCGUGACAAAACAGUGGGCUGCUGUCGCAUCUCUGAACUAUCCUCGCUGCGGAGUUGGAGUCUGUCCCUGCCAUGGAGCCCUGUAUGCACUUGGAGGUUGGAUUGGCUCCGAGAUCGGAAAGACAAUGGAACGCUACGAUCCGGAAGAGAACAAGUGGGAGGUCAUCGGCAGCAUGGCGGUUCCUCGUUACUACUUCGGAUGCUGUGAGCUACAAGGCUUCAUAUAUGUGAUCGGAGGCAUCAGUGACGAAGGGAUGGAGCUGCGAUCCGCGGAGGUGUAUGACCCCAUGUCCCGCCGGUGGAGCGCGCUGCCAGUCAUGGUGACACGUCGGGCCUACGUGGGCGUGGCCUGCCUCAAUAACUGCAUCUAUGCGGUGGGUGGCUGGAAUGAGGCACUGGGUGCACUGGAGACAGUGGAGAAAUACUGUCCGGAAGAGGAGAAAUGGAUGGAAGUGGCCCCCAUGUCGACCGCACGCGCAGGCAUGUCAGUGUCAGCGGUUAACGGGCUGCUUUAUGCAGUCGGAGGCAGGGCUGCCAGCAGAGACUUUUCUGCCCCGGUCACAGUUGACUCUGUGGAAAUCUAUGACCCUCACCUGGACACGUGGACUGAGGUCAGCAACAUGAUCACCAGCCGCUGUGAUGGAGGUCUGGCGGUGCUUUGACAGGCACAAUUUAAAAACAAAUGUUCCGAUUCAGACGAGUAAACCCAAGUCAUCGCAUUGUUCAAACAUGAAUUACGCUCGUCUGUCAUUUCUGUCAUUUCCUUGUCCCAUCUUACAGUGUCUAAGAGGGAUAACUCAUCAUGGUUUAUUAAUAGUUUUUAAUGAAGUCAUAAUUAUUAGACUUCACACUCACCAGGUUUUAGUUUCAUGUAAACAAUAUAUUUUUGAAAAAGUCAUACUGUUACAUUCAAGAUGUAUACUGAUACCUGGAAACUAACCGUUGCCACUGUUAGACGUGCGCCUUGGUUGGUUUUUUUUUUUCUCUGUGUGAAUACUAAGGCUAAGAUAUGACAGCCCUGUUCUUGAAUUUUUAUUUAACUUUUAUAUCCAAUGUACUGUAUGUUUGAGGUGUGUGCGUAGCUACUAGAAAUGUGUAACACAACAACAAAAAAGACACUCAACUGCACACUAUCACUGUUUCUACACCAGCUCUUUGAUAACCCAUUUCCCACUGGUUUGGUUUGGUACCCACAAUACUUUGUCAUGUACAACCAAAUAAAUACAUCUGAUAUUU